UCCCCAGUGCUGGGAUUAAAGGCAUGCGCCACCAUCACCUAGCAGUGGGUCACCUCUUAUCCUGGAUCUGGCUUUCCUUUCUUGCUUUAGAUUCCCAAGGGGCUUGUGCCGCUUGAUGGCACAGUCAUUGUGGCAAGUAGGGCACAUGACUACACCAGUCUCUAACUCUGUCAGCCUCUCCCUGGUCACACCACAGUAACCUUUGCUGUGAUCUCUGACCUCUAUCAGGGUCAGCAGGGCAUGUGUGUUUCCCUCAGAGACAGAUGUCCCUCCCUCCCAGGAGAGCUCUUGUUCACACCUUCAAAGGUCUUUGUGGAGCAGCCCAGCUAGGACCAUAUCAGCCACUCUGUCUGCUAACCUGUGCCUCUGUUUCUUCACAGCUGGGCACCACGAGAUUUAAGGCGGUGGGACCUAUUGGUAGAAUGUCUUCUCUCCCUGCAAGCGACCCUGAGGCCACCAAGAUGAGCACCGAGGCCCCACCUGCGAGUGUGCCCGGGUGUCAAUAACCAGGAGCCGAGGGGCCACCGGGCGCAAUGGUGUACUAGGCUGGGCUCGAGCUCAGAUUUCACACUCGGAUCUCACGGCAGAGUCACCGUGGAGAGGCCAGGGUACCACAAACUUAUGGAUUUUGACAAGAAAGGAGGGAAGGGGGAGUUGGAGGAGGGCCGGAGAAUGUCCAAGACUGGCACCAGCCGGAGCAGCCACGGCGUCCGCGGCUCGGGGACCAGCUCAGGGGUCCUGAUGGUGGGCCCCAACUUCCGAGUCGGUAAGAAGAUAGGCUGUGGGAACUUCGGAGAGCUUCGCCUAGGAAAGAACCUGUAUACAAACGAGUACGUGGCUAUCAAGCUGGAGCCCAUCAAGUCCCGGGCCCCGCAGCUGCAUCUGGAGUACCGCUUCUACAAGCAACUUAGCACCGCAGAGGGCGUCCCUCAGGUCUACUACUUCGAGCAGAGCCGCAGGGACGACCUGGAGGCGCUGGGCCACAUGUUCAUGUACUUCCUGCGCGGCAGCCUGCCUUGGCAAGGGCUCAAGGCCGACACGCUGAAGGAGCGCUACCAGAAGAUCGGUGACACCAAGCGCGCCACGCCCAUUGAGGCACUGUGUGAGAGCUUUCCGGAGGAGAUGGCCACCUAUUUGCGCUAUGUACGGCGCCUGGACUUCUUCGAGAAGCCAGACUAUGACUACCUGAGGAAGCUCUUCACCGACCUCUUCGACCGCAGCGGCUAUGUGUUCGACUACGAGUACGACUGGGCCGGGAAGCCCCUGCCGACUCCAAUCGGCACCGUCCACACUGAUGUGCCCUCCCAGGCACCACAUCGAGACAAAGCCCAGCCCCACUGCAAAAACCAGGCACUGAACUCCACUAAUGGAGAGCUGAACACAGAUGACCCCACCGCUGGCCACUCCAACGCCCCCAUUGCGGCCCCUGCAGAAGUAGAGGUGGCAGAUGAAACCAAGUGCUGCUGCUUCUUCAAGAGGAGAAAGAGAAAAUCCCUGCAGCGGCACAAGUGACAAGUGACGGGGAAGGUCCCCAGGCGGGCGUCCCGGAGGCUGGCAGUGUCCUCGGGGGCGUGGGGCUCCUUGGCCCAACUUCAGGCACCAUCUUCCAGGACUUGGGGUCACUUCCUUCACACAGGACUUUGGCGGAAAUCUCUAAGCCCCUGUCUCGUCCCCUUUGAGAGCAUUAACUAUUUAAAACCAGGACAGAAACGUCCCGCCGUCCCCGCUGCGCCCCUGUUAGCUCAUAAAGUCCAGCUUGUCCCCUCGAUCCAAAGGCCAUUUUCUCGAGGGGGGCAGGCCCGGGGCAUGGGUGUCACAUGGGAAGGCCACCAGGCCUCGGCCACCGAAAGGGGAGGCCUGUGCCAUACCACAGUGCUGCACCAAAGCCGGGGCGGAGCGCGGGAUGCUCACCACAGAGCCAGGGCGCCCGUGACCCAUGCGUGUCCCUGUGUGCUAGGCCCAUGGGAUAGAAUCGCCUUAAUGCCCGACCUGGGGCAGUGGAAAGGCGGUCCCCACGGGAGGGCCAGGCUGUGGUCUCGGGAGCCGAGUUCUUGCUUUACAACAUGUACAGAAAUGAACUUAUGUUUCUCCGGCGCUUCCUUGAAGCCAUAGAGUUUAGAGGCUUUUUUAAAAAAAUAAAAAAAAUAAAAAAUAAAAGAAAAUGAAACCAUC
Molecule: messenger RNA, 2172 nt
Organism: Cricetulus griseus (Chinese hamster)
Lineage: Eukaryota; Metazoa; Chordata; Mammalia; Rodentia; Cricetidae
Source: RefSeq, a predicted model, not a curated record